AUGGCGGGCCCUGAUCCCUCCGACCGCCAGCUGGCGCCCGACGGCGCCCGCCGCCUCCCCUGGACCACCGUGGUGAUCCUCGUCGUCCUCGCCGGCAACUUCGUGCUCUCCGUCCGCCGCGUCCGCGACAACCGUGGCGCGCUCGCCUUCAUCGGCCUCUCCCGCCUCAACCUGCUCGCCCUCUUAUACGCCACCCGCCGUUUCCAGCUCUCGCCGCCUGGGUCGGUGGCCAGCGGCUGGGCCAGGCUGGCCGUGUGGCUCCUCACCACGACGCUCACGGCAGGCUUCACCUGGAAGAUUGGCACGAUGCUGCCCCUGGGCUUUGGCGAUCCUGGCCUGGGUGAUGGCCGCUGCCACAGUGCUCGGUGGUUUCCACCUCAUGUUUGUCCAUGGCCGCAAGAGGGUUCUGUUGGCAAAUAUGGUCACAAUCACAAUGAUUCCGUCCAAGAACUCUGCAAAGGAUGUACCAAAGACCCAAGACCCCACUCAGCUGCCAAGCUGUUAGCUAUCGAUAGAAUUGAACUGGAAAUUGGCAUAGGCAGAGGAAUUGGGGAAGAGUUCAGAGGAGGACUGCUUAGCCAAGUUCUGAGUUUGGUACAAGUUUGA
Miscanthus lutarioriparius is the source of this 606-nucleotide messenger RNA. The record is from the annotation of a GenBank genome assembly. Lineage: Eukaryota; Viridiplantae; Streptophyta; Magnoliopsida; Poales; Poaceae.